Messenger RNA from Thermothelomyces thermophilus ATCC 42464, 863 nucleotides. RefSeq lists its product as uncharacterized. Gene Ontology annotation, molecular function: structural constituent of ribosome. Bases 54 to 644 code for a protein of 196 amino acids. The record is from RefSeq and is a predicted model, not a curated record. Gene Ontology annotation, cellular component: mitochondrial large ribosomal subunit; ribosome. The transcript has 2 exons. NCBI's taxonomy places the organism in Eukaryota, Fungi, Ascomycota, Sordariomycetes, Sordariales, Chaetomiaceae. Gene Ontology annotation, biological process: mitochondrial translation.
CAUCUCCGUCGCCAAACUGGGGUACCACGACGCCAACCACGGAUUUGGCAACCAUGGCAACUCCUGUCGCAGCCGCUACUGAGGCAGUAGCCCAACAAGUACCGCGCCGAUUCGGCACCAAGCAGAUUUUCCUGCCGAACCAUGUCAUUGCCUUCAUCCGCCCCAAGCCGAAGCAACCGCCAAACCUAGCGACAUUUGCCGUGCCGCUGCAGUUCAACAAGCUCGACCUGCGCGACUACCUGUAUCAUGUCUACAACGUCGAGGUGACUUCGGUGCGCUCAUUCGUCAACCAGCCCUUGCCGAGACGGAAGUUCCAAACCACUGGGAAAUGGUACCGACCACGCUCGAAGAAGAUGAUGAUUGCCGAGCUUGUGAAGCCGUUUGUCUGGCCAGACCCUCCCAAGCAUGAGGAUCUGAAGGAGUUCGACAUCGACGUGUUCGAGACUCUAGACAAGGAGAGAUCGGAUCACCUGGACUUCCAGAGAGAUCCGACCAAGAUUCCCCUGCGAACCAAGACUCCGACACCCAUUGAUCGUCGGGCGCUGAGGAAGGAUGCUGCCAAGAUUCUGGAAACAGGGGAGUGGUCGAGUGGGAGACUGGACGACGGCGAGUGGACGGAGGUGGAGAAGGACGUAAAGAUCUAAAUCGGUGAGGAGGACGUAAGGAUUCAGGUUCAGAGAGAAAAAUGUUGGAAUCUGUGAGCAGGCGAUGAAACAAAACGGACUGGUGGUUGGGGGAAGCUCCCAGAGCGGCACUGUCACGAUAGAAGUCAUGGCGCGAUAAACGAGGCGGCGCCGUGGGAUGUAUUAUAUACCAUGCUCUAGACACGCAACAAAAGCCGUAAAUGUAGGACUAUUACAAUC